AGGUAGACUUAAUAACGGUGUGUUGACAGUUUACAUAGAAUCCUAAACAAUUUUCAUAUGACGUGGUUUUGUUCUGAGGUAGACAACAUGGAACAGUUUUCUUAAUUCAAAUUGCAUCCUAUAGUUUUUUGCAAUCGUCAUAGUAAGCGGAAAGGGCGGUAACUUUCUCUUUUCUCAUACUCCCCUCUGUACUUGAAGAGUUUAAAGAAUUGUCUACCAGAGUAUGUACUUAGUUUCAUUAUGGUCGAUUGGAUUUGCACUGCUUUGUAUGUUCAAGUACACCGUUCUCGGCUCUACAAUCAACAGUCUGCGAUUAAUAGAACUUCAGAACUUCACUGUUGAGUGUCUUCACGGAAAUGUCCAGUGGAUGGUCACUUUUGGAAACUCUAGGUCUCGAGCAGCAUUAUGCCAGAGAAACUCCACCUAUGUGGGUUGUACUAACGAACUAGGCUCUAGUGUUAUUGUCAGUUAUAAAAAGCCAGAAGAAUAUAAUAGUUCACAUAUGGCAAGUCCAAAAACAUCAUAUUUUCAUGCCAUUAGAGUGGACCCUUACCUGAAACGAAUAGAGUGCCAGGAUUAUAAUAAUAACAGUCUUGUGACAUGGAUUGUCGAAGUAACAAGUUUAGAUGUAUCUGUAAACGGACUAACUACCACUGAUGUAUUGAUCUGCGAGAAUCAGGAUGUCACUGUGACCUGUCAGUCGAAGGGAAGCUCCGACUCGGUGUUGACUGUAAUGUACGAGAACUCAGAAGGACUCGUCAAAUUAUUUGACAGGACAGUUGGCAGCUCGUUGAGUUAUACCUUGACCAGGGACACCCACAACUUAUACCGUGAGCCACAGGCGUACGUUCAAAAGUUAGGAUGCACUCUACAAGGAGGGCUAAAUGUUACCAAGCUGAUACAAUUGCAAGUCAUGAACUGUUUUACCAUUGAACCACAGUUACCGAGAAGAUCAACUGUAAACUUAAGACAGUUUAGUACCAUCGGGCUGCCUGUAUCUAUCGUCUGCUUUGUUAUCAUUGUUAUAGUCAUACUGGUCGUGUAUUACAGACGCUCCAAGCACGCAGCAUCUGGGAGAGGACAGAUUAGAGGAGCUCAACAGCAUCAAAGUGAGUCACCGUCUUCCGAUAUCCAGCCGUCCGGAAGUCCAGCGAUGCAAAUCUCUGCAAUUACUAACCGACCAGAAUCAAUCUUAGUAAAGGACUCUCCACUGCCACCUAACUUCUCAGCGCCGCCACCCUCGUAUGAGGAAGUUGUCUACCUGGGACGGUGACAUCAAGAACACGCCUGGCAAAAUUAAACUGUCUGGCUGUUAGUUUUAAGCUUAUGUAAAUUCAUAAUUGUAUUAAAUGGUAAGCGUAAUAAUAUCUAAAUUAUAAGACGCCUUUUAAUCGUUAGUUGUGGUUAUGAAAUAGUUAUAAUCUUUAUAGAUAAAUAUUAACUUUAGUUUAUAAUUAAAAAAAAAAAGAUCUGUUUAAUUUAAAAGCCCCGUUGUGAAAG
This is a messenger RNA of Biomphalaria glabrata, 1500 nucleotides long. RefSeq lists its product as uncharacterized. Lineage: Eukaryota; Metazoa; Mollusca; Gastropoda; Planorbidae. The transcript has 6 exons. The record is from RefSeq and is a predicted model, not a curated record. The coding region runs from base 224 to 1273 and encodes 349 amino acids.